CGCGCCGCGAACCACACACGAAAUUGAAAGGGCAGCGAAAAAUAAAGGCGAAUAACUGCUUGCUUUGCCUUUAGAGAGGAAAGACACCCAUUUUUAAACACCGACCGAGGAAAACAACGUGGAUUUGAUGUGCAGUAAUACAUAAAAGAGAUUGAAAAUAUGACAACUGAAGCAGACAAGGAAGAGGUGGAGGCUGCCAUGCAGGCCAUGAUGGAUGACAGUUUUGAGGAGGACCUUGCUGAAGGAUGGGACGAAGAAGGAGAAGACAAAGACUUUCCUGAGGAUGACUUUCCAGAUGAUGACUUCCCUGAUGAUGACUUUCCCGAUGAUGACUUUCCUGAUGAUGACUUCCCUGAGGAUGACUUUGAGGGAAUGGAUGAUAAGAAGGGGUCAGCACUGGACUGUACGACAGUUUAUGAGGAGGAGACCCUACCCUCGGGAAUCCCUCCUCCAUCCAAGCACCAUCUGGAAGUGCUUCAGAAGUCCUUUGGCCACUCUUCCUUUAGGCCAAUGCAGUGGAAGAUCAUACAUGCUGUGUUGCAGGGUCGUGAUAACUGCGUGGUGAUGGCAACAGGCUAUGGAAAGAGUUUGUGUUUCCAGUUCCCGCCAGUGUAUACAGGGGGCGUGGCAGUGGUUGUCUCUCCCUUGAUUUCUCUUAUGCAGGAUCAAGUACUGGCUCUUCAGGCCUCCAACAUUGGAGCAUGCUACUUAGGCAGUGCUCAGAAAAAUAAGUCUGAAGUCUAUACAGAGAUGUUUGCUGGGAUGUACAGAAUUGUAUAUGUCACUCCAGAAUUUAUUGAUGCUUGUCCUGAUGUUUUGAAAACACUCGAUAAGAGAGUCGGAAUAUCCCUGUUUGCUGUGGAUGAGGCUCACUGUGUAAGCCAAUGGGGACAUGACUUCAGGGUUUCAUACAGGCGACUGGGAAUCCUCAGGACCAGUUUUCCGAAGAUCCCCAUUUUGACUGUCACUGCCACAGCUACGAAGACGGUGCGGGAGGACAUCUGCUCGUCUCUUGGCCUGAGGUCACCAGAGAUUACCAUCACCAGUUUUGAUAGGCCGAACCUUUACCUGGAGGUGAAGAACAAGGUGAAGGGUAUUGUAGAGAACUUCAUUCCCUUUUUGGCCAAAGAAGCUUAUGGUAGAUACACCACAGAUGGACCUACCAUUGUGUAUUGUCCUACUAAGAAAAGAACUGAAGAGGUGUAUCAGGCCUUGGCAGGUUUGGGUGUAAAGUGUGUAAAAUACCAUGCAGGGAUGACACCAGGUCAGCGAGAUGAGGCACACAAACAAUUUAUGUAUGACAAGGCAGAUCUUAUUGUUGCCACCAUUGCUUUUGGAAUGGGUAUAAACAAACCUGAUGUUCGGCAAGUCAUCCACUAUGGAGCAUCAAGUAACCACGAGUCUUACUAUCAAGAGAUAGGUCGUGCAGGACGAGAUGGCCUGCCGUCCGUAUGUACUGUUCUGUAUGCACCAGAAGACUUUGCAGUGCAUCGCUACUUUUUGAGCCAGAUAAAAAACCAGCGAUACCAGGAACGGCGGAGAGAGAUGAUGAGCAGGAUGGAGAGGUUCCUAACCAUAACAACCUGCCGACGUGCAGAGAUCCUCUCCCACUUCACGUCCCGCCCCCCAGAUCAGACCCCAAAGAGUGAUUGCUGUGACAACUGCACUCGCAUACUAUCAGGUGGAGGAGUCAGCAAAGGUCAGAGCAGAGUUGAAGCAGCACUCGAUACUGAAGGAAAAUAUGACUUCACCGUGGAUGCCGUUAACCUUUUGAAGGCAGCAGAUGGUUGUAAUGGACAAUGUGCAAUAGGGUCUCUCAUCCUAGUGCUGAAAGGUUCGAACAACCAACGGGUGCGACCACAGUGGAAGAGAAUAGAGUCCUUUGGUGCUGGCAAAAAGAGGAAUGAAUCGUACUGGAAGGCUUUGUGUAAGAUGUUGGUGUUUGCUGGCUAUCUGUCUGAGACAACCAUAAGCUCAGGGGGUGGUGGAAGGGGGAGGGGAGGAUGGGGAAGGUCUGCCUCAACGUUUGCUUAUGAUGCCAUCGGGAUCACCAGGGAAGGAGAUAGGGCACUGAGGAACCCCAAUUGCAAGAUCCUCCUACAGCCCUCAGCCACAAUGCGUGAUGAACUGCGUUAUGUUAUAGCUAUAAAGAGACCAACGGCUGCAGACUCGACCCCUGUUGUUGGGCGUCGCAAAUUCACUCCAAGUGAAUUCCUUUGCCGGGGCCUCUCCAGCCUCCAGAAGCAAGGGCAGAUGUCGAGCCUAAAGACAGAGACCAAGGAAAACAGUGCAGAAAAGAGUGGAAGCAACAAGGAACAGGCAACGCCAGUCGAUCCUCGGGAAGAGGAACUAAAGGUUAAACUGUAUCAGUCGUUGAUUGAACUGCGUAACCAGCUGGGAGAAGAGAGUGGAUUCAUGCCUUAUUUGGUGGCCACGAACAGGGUCUUGCUGCAGCUUGCCCAGACCAGACCAUCGACACUUAGUGCACUGCGCAUGACUGAAGGCAUACCUGAAGUGAAAGUGCAGAAAUUUGGUCCUGCCAUAGUCAAACACAUUAAGGAAUUUUGUAUCAAACAUAAUCUUUCACAUCAAACUGAAGGUGACGGUGGAGAGGACAUAGCAAAUAGCAAAGGUGAAGAAUCAAAACCAUCAACUAGCAAUAAAGCCAGCAGUUUUGUUUCAUCCAAGCAGCUCUAUACAUCACAGCCUACUCUGGACACUUUUAAGUAUAAUUCCUCGAAGGCCAGCAGCUCAUCAGGCUGGAUAUCGGCAUCCAAAGCCAAGGUUUCCAAAUCGCCGUCACAAGAGGAAGAUACACAAGAGGACAAAGGACUGUCUACUUUAAAAGAAGGUGAUGAUACCCAAGGAAGCAGUGUGAGAAAUCAUUCCACAGAGACAGUGAAUCAGGUGAGCAAUGGGACUCAAGGCACAGACAAAGAGGAAUCAUCAUCAUCACCCGAUAGUGAUAAGGAUAGAUGCAGUAAUGUUGAGGAAGUUGGUACAAACAAGCAGGCUGGCAAAUCAAAGUAUUUUGUUCCCAGCUUGGACUUGGUAGAUGCUGAUGCCGAUUUGUUUGGAGCAGAAGAUGAAGAUAGCAGUAACAGCAGCUUCUUCAGUGGUCAAAAGAAUAAAACAACCUUUUUGGAAAAGGAAAAGAAUGAGUUUAGGACCCUCAAGACUGAUAAAGAUGAAAAAACUGGAAACGGCAAGAAAGACAAAGAUGAUAGCAAACCAGCACUGGAUAAAUCACAGUCAGUCACCAAAUCAAAACCACCACCAAAGAAAAGAGGAAUUGUGUAUGAUGAUUCAGACUCAGACAAGGAAGAAAAGUAUUCUCAGGAGUCACAGGAGAAAUAUGAACGCAUUCUGGCCGACAGCAAGAAAAAAAUGGAAUCGAGUGGCUGGAUUGAUGCAAAAAGGAUGAAAAAGAAGAUGAAGAGUAAUUCACUGUUUAAAAGAUAAGUUAAAGGGAAAGUGAAGAGUAAAAUUCACUAUUUCCAGAUGAUUCCAGAUACCCAGUGGCAUUUUCCGGUUAAAGACAGGCAAGAUUUCUGGGGUACUAAAAAGGCUUUGUGGAAGAAACAUUUGCCUGAAAGGAAAAAGUACAACAUAUGUAUGUAGACAUCAAGAUUACAUUUCCUUUUUAUGUUAAUGAUAAAAUACUAUGGUGUAAAAAUAAGUUUAGUUGUCUUUAUUUUACAAAGAUUUUGUAAUAAAUAUAG
This is a messenger RNA of Penaeus monodon (black tiger shrimp), 3722 nucleotides long. RefSeq names its product Werner syndrome ATP-dependent helicase homolog. Gene Ontology annotation, molecular function: nucleic acid binding; ATP binding; four-way junction helicase activity. The record is from RefSeq and is a predicted model, not a curated record. The coding region runs from base 160 to 3462 and encodes 1100 amino acids. Gene Ontology annotation, cellular component: chromosome; nucleoplasm; cytoplasm. Gene Ontology annotation, biological process: double-strand break repair via homologous recombination; DNA replication; telomere maintenance. The transcript has 19 exons. Lineage: Eukaryota; Metazoa; Arthropoda; Malacostraca; Decapoda; Penaeidae.